UCUGCGUAUCCGAGCGUUCCUAUUGGCUCCAGAGUCUGCACGGUGGAGAGGGGGGUACCUCUAAUCAUAUCCAGCAUGUUUUGCACAAGAAAUGUCAACCAGAAAGGGCUAUCUUCUCCCCUCGCCAAAAUACACCACAAUAAUGGCAUGCUCGGACAGCCCCGCAGGAAACGCGUUUUUUGUGGAUUCUCUGAUCAGCGGCCGGACCGAGGGUGGAGGGGGACACUACUACCCGGGCAGCAGCGUGUGUCUGCCCCAUAACGCCGCAUCAGAGGUGUCUUACGGGCUUCAGAACUGUGGAUACUUCCCAGGUAUAGGCAAGCGGAGCGACGCAGGUCCCCAAAACAUGAUGUCUGCCGCGUCAGGCGCGUAUAUGUCAGGCAUGGAGAUGUGGAUGGACGCGCAGAGGUCGUGCCGAAUGGACCAGCAACAAACUGUGGGUCCCCAGGUCGCGCCCUGCUCGUUCCCGCCGAGCAUUAAGGAGGAGAGCGCGUACUGUCUCUACGAGCCGCAGAAGUGCCCCAAAGCCUCGACCGCCGAAGACCUGACAUACUCCAGGCUAACCACGACAGGCCCAGGUUCAGGCUCGUGCACAGUCACCGACGGUGGCGGUGGUGGGGGUACUGUACCAGUGCCUGGCUACUUCCGCUUGUCUCAGAUGCACGCACACUCUCAUAAAGUUUACCACGGCGCCCAAUCGAACCACUCUCAUUCUCACUUUGGCCUACACCCCCCUGCACAUACUCGCUUCCACACCCCGACCCCCCCACCGUCCUCAGCCUUAGCCUGCUCAGCCACGGCGGCUUACAAGAGAAGAGACACCGAGGAGGCUCUGUCUUCCGGUACCGCGUCCCAGCCCCAGCUGACGCACGCCCCACUGGGGGACGAGGAGGCACGAGCGUCCUCCGACGCGGAACCUUCAUCUCCCGAGGAAGCUGAAGAGGAGCUCGAGAAGGAGAAGCCAGCGAAAACACCUAAAGGAGACACAGAAAGCGAAUGCACGGCCAACUGGCUAACAGCAAAAAGCGGACGGAAGAAACGUUGCCCAUACACCAAGCACCAAACACUGGAGCUCGAGAAGGAGUUCCUCUACAACAUGUACCUGACUCGCGAGCGUCGCCUAGAGAUCAGUAGGAGCGUGCACCUGACGGACAGGCAGGUCAAAAUAUGGUUCCAGAAUCGCAGAAUGAAACUGAAGAAAAUGACACGGGAAAACAGGAUUCGUGAGCUCACGUCAAAUUUUGGUUUCUCGUGAUAACUUUGAAUGUUUUCAAUAAGCUUUGUAUUGAACUAGCUUUAGUUAAAAUGCAAGAUGUAAAGGGCACAUCUUUAAUAGGCCUACAUAAAAACCUUGUUUUUGCAUCGUCCUAUAUAAGCUACUGGUAAAACGUGAAUGUUAUUGAGUUUUCUCUUUUUCUUCCUUUUUUCUUAUUUGUUCGUUGAUUCGGUUCUGUUGCUGUCACUUGUUGGGUUAGGUGUGUUGAGUAAAACAAUGGAAGGAAUUUGCUUUGGGUCUUAUAGGAUUGUAGCCUACUUAAAAUACUUAAAAAUAAAUAUAUGUUUGUUGUAGAUACAAAUAUAAAUCGCAAUUGAGAUGUACGUUUAUAUUGCAUAUAUGUGGGGAGUUUCCUUUACAUUUAUACUGCAUGAAACAACAUGAUUCAAAUCCAUCUUUUCCUGCAUUUUGCAAUGUGGAUCACACUAAAAUGUAAGGCCUGUAAGGGAAUAAGAUGAGUCGCCCUGUAAAUGUAUUCUUCCGAUGUAAUGUAUGGAGAUAUUAUGAUGAGCUGAUUGUAAGUGUACAUAGAACAAGAUACAUUUGAUCCACUUUAGGAUAUUGUUGUGCAGACUCGAACUAAGGGAAAUGUAGGCUACGUGAGCAGUCUACAUUGUGAAAUUGUUUUUAUUGUGUAUAUCAUUAUGUACAUAUGAGGUUGUGUUUUCGUGUAUUGCGUAAUAAAUUAUCAGUUCACAAAAACUGGAUUAGUAUGCUUUUGAUGUCCUUGUUCCGAACUCUGUAUUUCUCGCUAAUUCUUUGUCUGUUAAAGAGAAUAGGCAUUUUGUACAGGCCAGUUGAGGUUGUCAGUGCACUUUGGGUUGCUUGUGCAUUGCUUGGCUUUUGUCUUCAGAAAUGUUUUUAGGAUCCAUGGAGUAGCUCUCGGAAACGAUUUAGAUAUGACACCAGCCAUUAUGUCUAGGCGGUAUAGGCAUAUAACACUGCAAGCCUAACCAGCUUUAGUAGAGUUUUAUGACUUGCUCGUAUAUGACGAUUUUCACUCUCCCCAAAGACUGGCUUCAGUCGAGAGAGCCAUUAAACCGGAGAGGAGGCUAGAGACAGUCGUAGAAAGUUACACUGCAUUUAGACAGAAUUGGACGAAGUCAUCUUUUUUCUUGUGAUUGGAAUAGCGCAAUAACUUCGAUGAGUGGUUGUUGUUUAUUUAACACGCAGUGCAAGGAGCAGAUCCCUUCUCAUGGAACCGGACGGUUUGGAUUCAUUACCGGGGU
Oncorhynchus masou masou (cherry salmon) is the source of this 2505-nucleotide messenger RNA. Its product is annotated as homeobox protein Hox-A10-like. The coding region runs from base 92 to 1255 and encodes 387 amino acids. Gene Ontology annotation, cellular component: nucleus. Gene Ontology annotation, molecular function: RNA polymerase II cis-regulatory region sequence-specific DNA binding; DNA-binding transcription factor activity, RNA polymerase II-specific. The transcript has 3 exons. NCBI's taxonomy places the organism in Eukaryota, Metazoa, Chordata, Actinopteri, Salmoniformes, Salmonidae. The record is from RefSeq and is a predicted model, not a curated record. Gene Ontology annotation, biological process: regulation of transcription by RNA polymerase II.